Molecule: messenger RNA, 2316 nt
Organism: Oryza sativa Japonica Group (Japanese rice)
Lineage: Eukaryota; Viridiplantae; Streptophyta; Magnoliopsida; Poales; Poaceae
Product: FLUCTUATING-LIGHT-ACCLIMATION protein 1, chloroplastic
Cellular component (GO): chloroplast
Source: RefSeq, a predicted model, not a curated record
UAUGCAUGAUCGUUGACUCAAAUUUGCGAUGUGCAUUAUUUAUUAGCUUGAUCUGAGCCCAAACCAGAACCAAUGCAUAUAAGAUUUUGAUGAUGAUUUGUAAAAAAAAAACAUAUUAUUUCUAUUAAGUCAUAGAAGAAUAUAUAACAGAUGAUCCUACGAGGAUAAGUUUCUUUAAUACAUUUGAAUGGAUUAGGCUUCGUUUAAUCCAGUAUGUAUUCAGCCUUCACUCGUUAAGCCCUAAACCCUAAACGCUCUGUCUCUCUCUCCUUCUCGACCACGGCAAUGGCGAUCGCCGCGCGCCUCCUCUCCACAGCGCCAUGCCGCUCGCCCUCGUCGUGGCCGCUGCCGCCGUCCAAACCCUACCUCCGCUUCCCCUCCGCGCCGCUCCUCCUCCUCCUCCGGUCACCCGCCGCCGCCUCGGUGAUCCAUCUGAGUCCUCCGCCGGUAACUCCCCUCGCCGUCGCGUGUGAUGAUCGGCACGCGCUCCCCGACUCGGACGAGCCGCGCAACCGGAACCCACCUGACCAUCCCGCUCCGCUGCUCGCCGCCGCCGCCGCCGCCGCUGCCGCGGUGGCCAGCCCGCACGCCGCGCUCGCCUUGUCCGGUGGAUCCAUGGGCGGGUGCUCGGACACCUCAUCCUCCUAUUCCUCCUCCUUCUCCUCCUCGUCGUCCUCCGAUUCCUUUUCUUCGUGGUCCUCGAGCAGCGACUCAUGGAGGUCAUCGUCUUCUUCCUCCUCCUCUCCGCCGAAGAAGAAGAAGGUGGUGGUGGUGGAGAGCGCAGAUCUGGAGACUCACGAAUCGGUCGGCACGGCGGCUUCUCCGCCGCCGCCGCCUCCGGUGGCCCUGACCCCGUGGGAGAAGUUCUGGAUCAGCGUCGCGGUGGUGCUCGGCGUCGGUGGGCUAGUGUUCGGCCUCAUCUUCCUCAUCAAGAGAAGCAUCCCCCCGCCGAGGACCAUCAGUGUGGUCAAGCUUCAGAUUGCAUUGGGUGGUGUGGCUGCGGCGAAGUCGUUCCAGAAGGAUCUGAACCGGAUUGCUGAGAGGGUGCAAGGCUCUAGCCGACGUUGGUACAAGUUCAUACUGAGCGAUACCAUAUCUUCAUUGCACCGCCACAAGGAUUACUGCAUCUCUACAAGCUUAUCAGUUGAUAUAAAAGACAGCGACUCUUGGAAUGGUCAUUUUAAGAAAAUUUCGUUGGAAGAAAGGGGCAAAUUUGAUGAAGAAACGCUUUCUAAUUUGGAAGGCGUUAAGAGAAAUAAAGAAUACUCUACAAAGAUGGAUGGGAGCAAAAACGAGUAUAUAGUGUUAACCAUUCUUGUUGCUACGGAUGGAACAAUGGAUUUCCCCAAAUUGAUCACAAACGCUGCAGAUCUGAAAGUUGCUUUGACAAAGCUCUACUCUACACCCGAAACAGGUCUUGAGGGUAUUCACGUUUUAUGGGCACCUCAAGACAAGGAUGAUAUUCUUUCGAAGGAGAGGAUGCAAAAGGAUUAUCCAUAUCUGAAGCCCUUGAGUGUCUGAUUAGGGCGGCCUUCUCUUCGUGUCCUUGGAGGAAACCCAUACAAGAAGUGAAGAAGAGCAUUAUCAUAGUCCCAGUUAUUUUGUAGUUAGAACUUAGAAGAACACAUACAGAUCAUUAGGCAAUUACACUAUUAUAGGUCUAUAGUCUAUAUACUCCUAUAUACUGGUAAUUGAGAUCAGCUCAUUGUUUUGGUUGCCAGUCAGGAAUCAGGGCACCUUUCUAAGCCUCAGGAAAUGCUCUGUAAAUGGUGAUGAACUUGUAAUAGAGCACAGUGGUACACAAGAAUUUUCAGCUGAUUAACAUGAUCAAGGUUGAUUUUAUAAUUCCAUGGAACUAUUAUUGUAUUUAUUACCAUAUUUUCAUAUAAAAUAAUCUCAAAAUGGAGGAAAAUAAUCUUAGACUCCAUACUCCCUCCGUCCUAAAAAAAACCAACUAGCUAUGUAUUUGGACAUGCGUCAUGUCUAGAUGCAUAGUUAGGAGUUUUAAGGACAGAGUGAGUAUGUUACUCCAGCAGCUAUAGUGAUGUUGAUUUGAGAAAUUUAAUAUGCUAUUUUUUAAAUAUUUACAUAUACUCCUUCCGGUCUGAAUAUUUGGCGUUCCCCGACCCAUCGCCGGAGGAGAACUCCCGUGCUCGCCGCCGACGUUGCUACAGCUGUGGUUGGCCAGCUCCCCGUGUUCGCCUAGACCGUUACCAUUAUAAUUGUCAUAUUUUCAUGAAAAAUUCUUAACAUGGAGGAAAACGUUCCAAGCUUCCAUAUGACACUCUAGGAGCUAGAGUGAUGUUUUAUGAGAUA